UCUCCUUUCGGUGCACAACUGAAAACGUAAGCUUCGAAACGGCGCCAAAGCACUAAAAAGGCAAAAGAAACAAAAGAUCAUGGCGGCAACUGUCUCGUCACCUUGGGGCAAAGCCGGCGCGUGGGCUCUAGACGCCGAAGAGCACGAAGCUGAACUCCAACAAGAACAGGAAAGCGGCGUAGAUUCUUCGACCGGAAAGCUCGCCGAUUUCCCUUCUUUAUCCGCCGCCGCGGCCACCAAAACCAGGAAAAAGAAGGGCCAAACCGUAUCUCUUGCUGAAUUUACUCACGGUUCGGCUAAGCCGAGCGAGCCGACAGGGCGCACUCAUGAGGACCUGCUCGUUCUACCGACCGGUCCUCGCCAGCGUUCCUCCGAGGAGCUCGAUCGUAACCAGCUCGGCGGCGGUUUUAAAUCGUACGGGUCGAACAGGUACAAUUCUAACGGGGAUGAUUCGUCGAGUAAUAGUAGAUGGGGAUCUUCUAGGGUUUCGAAUAGAGAUUCGAAUAGAGAAAUUGCUCCCUCACGCGCUGAUGAGAUCGAUAAUUGGGCGUCGGUUAAGAAAUCGGCUCCUACCGGGAAUGGAUUCGGCGGUGGGUUUGAGAGGCGAGAUAGAGGGUUUUUCGAUUCUCAAUCGAAAGCAGAUGAAGUAGAUAACUGGGCAGCUAGUAAGAGUAAUAAAAGCCCUAAUGGAGCACCGCCGCCUCGGAGAUUUGGUGGGGGUUUUGAGAAAAGAAGCAGUUUCGAUUCACUUCAAUCCAGGGAUUCCCCAAGGGAUUUGGAUAACUGGGGAAAGAAAAAGGAAGAGAUCAACAGUGCUGGUGGUGGUGGGGUGAGGCCAAAGCUUGUGCUUCAACCACGUACGGUUCCCGUGAUGGAGGAGUGUAAAAAGGACUCGACGGUGGCCAAGCCCAAAGGGGCAAAUCCUUUCGGCGAGGCAAGGCCGAGAGAGGAGGUGUUGAAGGAAAAGGGGAAAGACUGGAAGGAGAUCGAUGAAAAGCUUGAAGCUAUGAAGAUUAAAGAGGCAGUAGCUGUUACAGAGAAAGAGAGAGGGGCAAAGGCAAGCUUCGGUAAUGGCCAUAUCCCGGCUGACAAGAGCUGGAGGAAGAGUGAACCUGUUGAAGCUACAGCUGAUGCUGAUCAUCAACCCCAAAGUGCUGAGGAAUCGGAGAAUGGCCAUGUUGCAGAGAAUUGAAGAUAGACACUGACAAAUGCGAAGCAUAGGUCCAUAGAAAGGGAGAAGAAGAGCUUCAUUUGAACUUUUUUGGAUGUCUUUCAGAUGUUGAGUUUUAGAUGAGACUUAUGUUUUUUUAAUGUUUUGUUGUGAUUGUUAUUACUGUCAAAUGCAGUAUUUGAACAAUUUUGAUAGGCCUUGAAUUAGUUGGCAUUGGCUUUUGUUAAACAUGGUCUUGUUUGUAGCAGUGUUUUUGUUAUUUUUUUCAUAGUUGCUCAUUUUCUUAGAGUUUUAUUAUUAAUUUUUUAUUGUUAAA
Molecule: messenger RNA, 1487 nt
Organism: Gossypium raimondii (Peruvian cotton)
Lineage: Eukaryota; Viridiplantae; Streptophyta; Magnoliopsida; Malvales; Malvaceae
Product: eukaryotic translation initiation factor 4B3
Exons: 2
Coding region: 80-1192 (370 amino acids)
Molecular function (GO): translation initiation factor activity; mRNA binding
Source: RefSeq, a predicted model, not a curated record